GGCGGCGCGUGCGGAUGCGUAUUUAUCUGUGUGUGUGUGUGUGUGUGUGUGUGUGUUGAUGUGUGCGCGCGCGGCGGUGUGUCACUUAUCAGCAGCGGCAGCGUCAGUCUGCAUGUGGGCUCGAGCCGGAGCUAAAGCAUCCGGGCCGAACUGCGCAGAGAUGCGGCGCACGUAGACGCGACAUGCGACAUGCGGACACACGCGCAGCGCAGAUCACGAUUUAAAACCUGUGAAGAUAAUUAGAGAGUUUGAAAUGGCGGCGCUGGAGUCGAGGUGAGGAGCAGCUCCGGUGCUCGGUCCGCUGCCUGCUGCUGCCGCCGCCUGCUGCCUCCUGUCUGACGGGGAGUGCGCACUUUCUUCUCGCUCCUCUGCAGGGCGCGGAGCCAACACACAGAUAUACGCUCGUUUUGUUGUGUACCGAGAGGAAUCAUGUCGACGGGGCAGGAUGAGAGCUCAGUCCGGGUGGCUCUGAGGAUUCGUCCUCAGCUGGCCCGAGAGAAGAUCGAGGGAUGUCACAUCUGUACGUACGUGAUGCCCGGGGAGCCGCAGGUGAUCCUGGGCAAAGACAAGUCCUUCACCUACGACUACAUGUUCGACAUGGACUCCCAGCAGGACUCCAUCUACACCACCUGCACGGAGAAGCUGAUCGAGGGCUGCUUCGAGGGCUACAACGCCACCGUCUUUGCAUACGGACAGACGGGUUCAGGGAAGACGUACACCAUGGGGACGGGCUUUGACGUCAACAUCUCAGACGAGGAGCUGGGCAUCAUCCCACGCGCUGUCCACCACCUCUUCAAGGGCAUCGAGGAGCGCCGACAGGCCGCCCAGGAGCAGGGACGCCCCGUACCUGAGUUUAAAAUCAAUGCCCAGUUCCUGGAGCUUUAUAACGAGGAGGUUCUGGACCUGUUCGACUCCACACGAGACAUGAAACAGAAAUCUCACAUCAAGAUCCACGAAGACGCCACCGGGGGGAUCUACACCGUAGGAGUGACCACACGGACCGUGUCCUCCGAGGCCGAGAUGAUGCAGUGCCUGAAGCUCGGCGCUCUGUCUCGCACCACAGCCAGCACUCAGAUGAACGUCCAGAGCUCUCGAUCCCACGCCAUCUUCACCAUCCACCUGUGCCAAGUUCGCGUCUGUGCCUCCGACAAUCAAGAAAGUGAGACUGACAACAGAGUCUCCAACGGAAACUCUGAGAUGGACGAGUAUGAGACGCUGACGGCCAAGUUCCACUUUGUGGAUCUGGCUGGUUCUGAGAGGCUGAAGAGAACUGGAGCAACGGGCGAUCGAGCCAAAGAGGGCAUCUCCAUCAACUGUGGACUGCUCGCUCUGGGGAAUGUAAUCAGUGCUUUGGGUGACCGGAGCAAGCGGUCGUCACAUGUGCCUUACAGAGACUCCAAACUCACCCGACUGCUGCAGGACUCGUUGGGAGGAAACAGCCAAACCGUGAUGAUCGCCUGCAUCAGCCCGUCUGAUCGGGACUUCAUGGAGACGCUGAACACGUUAAAGUACGCCAACCGAGCGAGGAACAUCAAGAACAAGGUGAUGGUGAACCAGGACAAGGCCAGCCAGCAGAUCAGCGCUCUGAGGACGGAGAUCGCUCGGCUGCAGAUGGAGCUGAUGGAGUACAAGACGGGUAAACGCCUGAUGGGUGAGGACGGCGUGGAGAGCUUCAGCGACAUGUUCCACGAGAACUCCAUGCUGCAGACGGAGAACAGCAACCUGAGGGUGAGAGUGAAGGCCAUGCAGGAGACCAUCGACGCCCAGAGGGCGCGGCUCACCCAGCUGCUCAGUGACCAGGCCAACCAGGCGCUCGCCAGGGCAGGUGAAGGUGGAACUGAAGAAAUAGGAAACAUGAUUCAAGGUUACAUCAAAGAGAUCGAAGACCUCAGAGCCAAACUCCUGGAGAGUGAAGCUGUGAACGAGAAUCUGAGGAAGAAUCUGUCUCGUGCCUCCAACCGCCAGUCGCUGUACGGAGGACCCGGCUCCUUCUCCUCCACUCUGCUGGCACCUGAAAAGGAGACCUCUGACAUCAUCGAACUCGCCAAGAAAGACCUGGAGAAGCUGAAGAAACGAGAGAAGAAGAAAAAGAAAAGACUCCAGCAGCUGUUGGAGGAGAGAGAGAGGGAGGAAAGGGAGGAGGUGGUGGAAGAGGUUGAUGACGCCAGUGCCAACAAUGAGGAAGUUCCUGACAACGAUCAGGAGAAGGGUACAGAGAAGGAAAUGACGGAGCGAGUCAACGAGGAGGCAGAAAUGGAGGUCCAGGAGGGCAGCGACCACGAGGAAGGAGAAGAGGAAGAGGAGGAGGAGGAAGAGGAGAUGGAUGUGGAGGAGAGCUCGGAUGAUUCUGACUCAGAGACAGACGAAAAAGAGAACUUCCAGGCCGAUCUGGCCAACAUCACCUGCGAGAUCGCCAUCAAGCAGAAGCUGAUUGACGAGCUGGAGAACAGCCAGCGGCGUCUGCACACGCUCAAACAGCAGUACGAGCAGAAGCUGAUGAUGCUGCAGUGCAAGAUCAGGGACACCCAGCUGGAGCGGGACCGCGUCCUCCAGAACAUGAAUACAGUAGAAAGCGGCACAGACGACAAGGCUCGUAAGAUCAAGGCUGAGUAUGAGAAGAAGUUGAGUGUGAUGAACAAGGAGCUCCAGAAGCUCCAGUCGGCUCAGAAGGAACACGCCCGCCUGCUGAAGAACCAGUCGCAGUACGAGAAGCAGCUGAAGAAGCUUCAGAUGGACGUGGCUGAAAUGAAGAAGACAAAGGUGCGUCUCAUGAAGCAGAUGAAGGAGCAGCAGGAGAAGAACAGGAUGAAUGAGUCUCGCAGAAACCGAGAAAUCGCUUCAUUAAAGAAAGACCAGCGCAGGCAGGAGCACCAGCUGAAGCUACUGGAGGCUCAGAAGAGGCAGCAGGAGCUGAUCCUGAGGAGGAAGACUGAGGAGGUGACGGCUCUGAGGAGGCAGGCCAGGCCCACCUCAGGUAAGGUCGUCAGGAAAAUUAAUCUCCCAGAACCGAUGCAGGACUCUGCCCACAGACCUCCAUCUGGACGCUUGUACUCCUCCGGCAACGCUGCUCCCAACGGCACCCGGUCCUCCUACAGGCGUACAGUCGGUAUUUACUCCACCAGGAUCGCCCGCAAUAAAUGGCAGUCCCUGGAGCGCCGUAUCACUGACGUCAUCAUGCAGAGGAUGACGAUCUCCAACAUGGAGGCCGACAUGAACCGUCUCCUCAAGCAACGAGAGGAGCUGACCAAGCGUAAAGAGAAGGUCAUCCGUAAGAGGGACCGGCUGGUCAAGGAGGGACCAGAGGCAGAGAAGGCCAUGCUUCCUCUCAACGAGGAGGUGGACGCGCUGACGGCGAACAUCGACUACAUCAACGACAGCAUCGCAGACUGUCAGGCCAACAUCAUGCAGAUGGAGGAAACCAAGGAGGAAGGCGACACGGUGGACGUCUCUGCAGUGAUUGGUUCCUGUACUCUGACAGAAGCUCGUUUUCUGUUGGAUCACUUCAUGUCGAUGGCCAUUAACAAGGGUCUCCAGGCGGCCCAGCGGGAGUCUCAGGUGAAGGUGAUGGAGGGCCGGCUGAAGCAGACGGAGAUCACCAGCGCCACACAGAACCAGCUGCUCUUUCACAUGCUGAAGGAGAAGGCCGAGUUCAACCCGGAGCUGGACGCACUGCUGGGGAACGCGCUGCAAGAGCUAGGUAACAUCCCAGCUGAAAAUGGAGACGACAGCAGCAGUGAUGAAUCUGCACAGAGUCCGUCUGCAGAGGGAAACACUUUGACAUCAGAUCUGAUGAAACUCUGCGGAGAGACCAAAACAAGAAAUAAGGCUCGCAGGAGGACAACCACUCAGAUGGAGCUGCUGUACGCCAACAGUGACUCUGCCCCCGACGCACCCACAGCAGACUUCUCCGGUCCGAUGAUGCCAUUGGCUGAAACACCCGAGGGGGGAGGAGACAUAGACUCGUCAGGCUCAUCAGUCAGGGACUACACAGCUCUCUCCCCUGGCUUUUCCUCUAAAAUGGGCAGCAUUUCUGGCUCCAGAACUUCACCAGGGGUGGAGAAGCGAGCUCCGGAGCCUUCGCCACUCUCUCGCAGGAAGACCUAUGACAAGGCACAGGCAGCGGCCGACAGGGCAAAGGUCAAGGAGAUUAAACAGACCAAUGGACGCCUCCACCUGUCGUCCAAACACAUCCUGCGCUCUGCGUCCCCUCCUCUCUCCGACCCGCCCAAGGGCGUCAUUAACCCGGUGCCGGCCACUAAGAGCAGCCGCUCAGCGACGCUGCAGUGCGUCCACGUGGCAGAGGGACACAGUAAAGCUGUUCUCUGUGUCGACUGCACUGAUGACCUUCUCUUCACCGGAUCCAAAGACCGGACCUGUAAGGUGUGGAAUCUGGUGACGGGUCAGGAGAUAAUGUCCCUGGCUGGUCACCCCAACAACGUGGUGUCAGUCCGCUACAGCUCCAGUCUGGUCUUCACCGUCUCCACGUCCUACAUCAAAGUCUGGGACAUCCGAGACUCGGCCAAGUGCAUCCGAGUGCUAACGUCCUCUGGUCAGGUGAAUGUUGGGGACGUCUGUUCGGCCAACACCAGCCGGACCGUCACCAUCCCAGCAGGAGAGAACCAGAUCAACCAGAUCGCUCUCAACCCCAACGGAACGGUUCUGUAUGCCGCCGCCGGGAACUCAGUCAGAGUCUGGGACCUGCGAAGAUUUGCAUCCACAGGGAAGCUGACUGGUCACCUGGGUCCAGUCAUGUGUCUGACUGUGGAUCAGUCCGGAAGCAACCAGGACCUGGUGAUCACCGGCUCCAAAGACCACUACAUCAAGCUGUUUGACGUCACUGAAGGCUCUCUGGGGAGCAUCGGCCCCACACACAACUUUGAACCCCCCCAUUAUGAUGGCAUUGAGUCGCUGGUGGUCCAGGGGGACAUUUUCUUCAGCGGCUCUCGAGACAACGGCAUCAAGAAGUGGGACCUGGACCGCAAAGACCUGCUGCAGCAAGUCCCGAAUGCGCACCGUGACUGGGUUUGUGCGCUGGGAGUCGUCCCCGGGUCCCCGGCCCUGCUGAGCGGCUGCAGAGGCGGGGUGCUCAAGCUGUGGCACACGGACACACUGGGGACUCUGGGGGAGCUGAAGGGCCACGAGAGCCCCAUCACCGGCAUCUCCACCAACAGCAGCCACCUGUUCACCGCCUCCGAUGACCGGACUGUGAAGAUCUGGCGUGCACGUGGUGGACUGGACAGCACUUUAGAGGCGACUGACAAUGUGGACGAGGUGGCCAGUAACUGAUGCCUGAACUGACACUAACAGCAUCUAGUGAUGCUGCUGCCCUGCACUUUGACCCCUAAUUUCUCCAAUGCUGACUCCUUAAACACACACCUUCCACGCCAUGUAACCUUCAUGACUGAGCCAACAGGAAGUAAUCUCAUCUCAACACAAACUAGCACAAUCACUCCUCUGUUAGAGUCUGUGUGCUCAGAGAGUCGUGAUGAUCAGUUUCACUUCUCUGUGUCAUUAACGACUCUCUGCAGCAUCUUUUUCUCUCUUGCGCUGUAGACGAUACGUCACCGUGGAGAUAAGAACUCACAGGAUGUUUAUUUAAAACACACUCGUAGAAAAUAUCUCUGCUGCUCAGCUCUGCUCAGUGCUGCAUCAGGAUGAAGUCCACCUGCAGACACACAUUAACCAGGAAAAGUUCAGCAGCGUUAGAUUAGAAUAAAAGCGACAGGACGCUGAGUGUUGGAGGAGAAAAGUGUGGCAGAGCUAACGGGUUGGUAGCUGGUCUUCACAACCCCAGUUCUCCAAUUUCUUUGGAUUGUUUCUCUGCACUUGAAGCAGAACUAAUGUCCCCCCGCACCUUCACCAGCCCCGCCCUAUGCUCUGUCUCCCCCCAAAUAACAAAAAGUGGCUUUACUGUAUGUGAAUAAGACAAAUCACCGUUCCCCUUAACGUCCCUCUCCUGCUUCUGUGCUCCUCAAUUCCUGCAGCUGUUUAAGAUCAGCGACCAAAAUUGUGCACUCUGUCGUCUUUGCUGUCCUGCACUGCACCGUGAACAGAACACACUGUACAGUAACAGUCUCACUGUAAAGCAGCAGUGCGACAUUUUGGGGAAAAUGAUGAUUUGCUUUCUUGCUGGGAGUUUGAAGAAACUACUCUCGUAUCUGUCUGUUAAAUAUACAGCCAGCAGCUGCUUAGCUUAGCAUUAAGACUGGAAACAGGGAAACAGCUUGCUGUCUCUGGGAAGAAAAUCUGACUGUGUGCAGGUCUGAAGCUCACGGGUGAACAUGCUGAAUCUCGUUUGUUUAAUCUGUACAAAACCCAAAGUGUUCAAAUAACAAUUUGUGGGUUUAACUCCAUUUCUACACUUUGGUUUUUGUUUGGAUCAAAGUAAAUAUAGACAAAGUUUAUGACUUUAACUUAUAAAGUAAGUGUUCACUGGAUAGAAUAAGUGUGAGUGUAAUAUCUUGGGAAGAAAAUUAAGGCAAAGAAGUGCAUUAAUCAUUGUGCAACCAAAAACAGGAAGAAGAUAGACCUUGAUAGAUGUGUUAAGAGAACUAGAUAUAAUGGGGCCUUGUUCAUUCCUUUGAAAGUUGCUCCAUGGCACAUGAAACCAAAAAAGUUUGACUUCCCAGUUAUAAAGUCACCUGGAUCUUCCACAGCGUUGCUCCCGUGCUUCUAACUUGGUCUUUCAAGAAGUUGUCAGACCAAAUGGGUCAAAUCUUGACUCAAUUCUCGGGGGUGGUGAAGCUCAAAAAAAAUUAUUCAAGGAUUUACAGAUGUUACAGACAGACCUGAAAGUUGUUGUUAUGCUAUCAGGCCACAAUGUGAAAUUGGCUUCAUAGCCCAACACUAUUCCUGGGGGCCCGGUAGCUAUCCCCAGUUACCAAAGUGUUUCAGAGUGAGGUCCUUGCAGUCACUAUCCCAGCAACCGGUGGUGGUGAGCGAUGGAACAACUGAAGUAACUGUGGGAGUGUCCAGAAAAAAAAAACAAGCAUCAACCUCAGAGGCUGAAAAAUGAAGCUUAAAAACUGCAGUUCCAAUUUGAGGCUGGCUCCAAGAGCGAGUCAGUCCCCACAGACCCCCAUGUUAAAAUGUAAACAUGUUGACACCCUGGUACAAAAACAGAGGAAGUAGGUAUACUCUCCUGUAUGUUCCUGUGGCUCUUUGGCUGAUAGGUAGGUAGACCCUCCACUUCACCACUGGUUAGCAUGCUAACACAUGAGGCUAAGAUCGCAAACAUGGUAAAUAUUAAAUCUGCUCAACAUCAGCAUGUUAGCAUGCCAACAUAGCAUUUAGCUUUAAGUAGCAGUCUGACUAAUUGCAGCCUCACAGAGAUGCUAAUAUGGCCGUAGCCUCUUGGUUGUAGGGCAGUAGGCUACCAAGCGAAACCUCCAAGGCUGAUGAAAUGAAGCCAACUUUACAGCAGAAAAAAACACGUUUACAGCCUGGUACCAAAAAACAGUUUUGGUCUCUUUAGCUAAUUUCAGCAUUCUUAACAACUGUACAGAGACUGAAUUUUUUAUAUAACUCACCUGUUAAUACUUUAUUAAGGCUUAAAGUUAUGCAUAAUUAAGGGCAGGGCCUCUUUGAGUGACAGGCUCCUCAGCUUCUCAGUCAGCUCCACUCCUCACUCCUCCACAGCUCCACCCUCUUGUUCAAAUAUGAUCAUUUCUGGCUUCAAAACCAAGAUGGCAAAGGCCAAAAUGCCAAACGCAAGGCCACAAAAUGGGACACCACAAACCAAUGGGUGACAUCACGGGAGCUACGACCAUUCUUUUACACAGUCUAUGGAAAAAGCUUGCGACAGCUGUGCAGCAAUAUUUAAUGACUUGACUAGGGAGCGGAGGAGGAGCUGCUCGGCAGAUUUAGUUACCUUCAGACAGAGCCAGGCUAGCUGUUUCCACUCGCUUCCAGUCUUUAUGCUAAGCUAAGCUAACAGACUGUAGCUGGUAUCACUUCUCAUCUGACUCUCCAGCAGAAGUGUUUCCCAAAAUGUCGAACUCUUGAGCACUUGUGAAACCGCCACAGUCUUUGAGAAACACGUAAUCCUUUGUGAAUGUGAGCAGGUUCAGCGUUUGAGGAUAUUCUACACUUGUUGUUCAUAUUUCAUCGUAUGUAAAGCGUAUGUUCGCUCUUCUUGUUAACACUCACUGAUCCCACACUACUGAGUCACCGUCGUCUAACUCCCAUGCUGCUACGUCACGUGCUCACCUUCUCUCCACCCUAUCAGAGGGCUUCUUGUCAUGGACUCCGGGUGAGGUCCGCUCCUCAUCGGGCAGCGUGUUUGUAUAUAUGUGUAAUGGUAUCUUCUUUUUUUGUUUUCGGAGAGGAGAGGCCUUCAGACUCUGCCUGUGUCGUGAGCCUAACCACGUCUGUCUCCCAGUUCUGAUCCUUGUGGGGCCUUCCUGGAGACGCUUGUGGUCUCCGUCAUGUAACCGACGUGUUUGUGUGCUGUCACUUCUGAAUGUUCGGUCAAACAGCAGUUGUAGGCGUUUCUUCAAGUACAUAUCUGAUGUAUGUAAACAAUGUAUUUAAAAGAAAAAUCUGACUGAAUGUUAGUUUUGUGGGACCACUGAUCUGAGCACAGUCUCACACGAGAGCCGAGAGGACCAGAAUUGACGGAAGACUGACAAGCUUUGACGCUUUGGACGGAGUUUUUCCUCCAAUGAUGUGGCAGAUUGUGUUUAGUGGCCUACGGUUAGUUUUUUUUUUUUUUUUUCAUCUUCGUUUUGUUUGUAAUGCUGUCCCUGUUCCACAUAUCCCGGGCGUUCCCACUCUGGAGUUUUAGCAGCCAUUCCCAAGUGGCGGACUCUGUAGCGAUUCUAAUGUCAGAUGCCUUGGUGAGAAUAAAUGCCAUCUGUCAAAAACAA
Messenger RNA from Epinephelus lanceolatus (giant grouper), 8867 nucleotides. NCBI's taxonomy places the organism in Eukaryota, Metazoa, Chordata, Actinopteri, Perciformes, Serranidae. The record is from RefSeq and is a predicted model, not a curated record.